Messenger RNA from Paramuricea clavata, 785 nucleotides. NCBI's taxonomy places the organism in Eukaryota, Metazoa, Cnidaria, Anthozoa, Malacalcyonacea, Plexauridae. The record is from the annotation of a GenBank genome assembly.
UUUUCAACUUGGCGUUUUGUUUGUUCUACGAUGUGGACGUGCGACGUAUGCGAUCGUACAUUUGGGAAUAAGGGUGCUCUUGGUAACCAUGUAAAGUGGAAACAUGCACAGGCUCGGUUGCCAGAGCGAACCAAUGGUGGUGAAUUUGUGUGUCCCGAUUGUGACAAUGCCUUUGGUAGUUUAGGAGGUCUUUAUGUCCACCGUCGUGCAAGGCAUCCAGAUGUGUACCAUGCUGCUAGACAACCGGCAGCUAGGGUGAAAGCCAGGUGGUCCUAUGAGGAGAUGGUCCUUGUAGCUAGAGCGGAGUUAGAAAUCCGUGGGACCAACCCCCCGCAGGGGGUUGUCCGUGUGCUCCAUUCUCGGUUCCCGAUCGAACUUUCGAGGCCAUCAAGUGUCUGCGGAACAAGAACCCCCGCUAUAAGGAGGUUCUUGCGGCUCUUGAGGUUGAGGAGGUAGACGGGGAACUACCCACGGUAACACCUAGCGAGCAACCCCAUACCUCUGCUCAGGCAGAUGGUUUAUGGAGGGACCAGCUCCAACAGGCGAUUAAUAUCGAACACCUUGAUGUUGAUGACCUGGACUGGGUGGCUGAUGGUUGUGCUACUGAGGAUAUUCGGAAGAAACUCGAUGAGUUGUUUGCGUCAUGGGUCGGACACCUUGUGCGUGGUGAGCGGGCUCCUGCUAGGAGUCAUCAGCCCACGACAGGUGCUGCGAACCCUAAUCGUGAGUUAGAUCCCCAAAGGCGUAGACGAGCGCAAUACAGUGCAAUUGACUCUGGCAGAGAU